Abrus precatorius (Indian licorice) is the source of this 1315-nucleotide messenger RNA. Its product is annotated as protein N-lysine methyltransferase METTL21A. The record is from RefSeq and is a predicted model, not a curated record. The transcript is spliced from 10 exons. Lineage: Eukaryota; Viridiplantae; Streptophyta; Magnoliopsida; Fabales; Fabaceae. The coding region runs from base 171 to 1091 and encodes 306 amino acids.
UCACCUGGGUGCUGCUGUCUGCUGCCACUAGAACUGCAAAUCGUAUGGCUCCUGUAAUCCGAGUUCAACCCUUCCUGUUUCAUGUGAUUUAGCGCAUGAUCUUUGGUGGGAAGUAGGUCUUCUAGAUUCGUCUUUCGUAUUAAGGAUUUUUCAUAGCAGGCUGUGAUCUUAUGGAACCUGACAGGUUAAAUUCCCCAACCACAUUUGAGAUGCCGUUGGAGGUUUUGGGCCAUGAGCUGCAGUUUUCCCAGGAUCCCAAUUCCAAGCACUUAGGGACUACAGUAUGGGAUGCAUCACUUGUGUUUGUCAAGUUUCUGGAACGGAAUUGCAGAAAGGGAAGGUUUUCCCCAGCCAAACUGAAAGGAAAACGUGUAAUUGAACUAGGGGCUGGCUGUGGGGUUUCUGGUGUUGGCAUGGCUUUGCUGGGGUGUGAUGUUGUAGUGACAGACCAAAAGGAGGUUUUGCCAUUGUUACAGAGAAACGUUGAGCGUAAUAUUUCGAGGAUCAUGCAAAAGAAUCCUGAGUCAUUUGGUUCAAUCCAGGUUUCUGAGCUUCAGUGGGGAGAUGAGAGUCACAUUAAGGCUGUUGGUCCUCCAUUUGACUACAUUAUUGGCACUGAUGUUGUUUAUGUAGAGCAUCUAUUGGAGCCUCUGUUGCAGACAGUACUUGCUUUAUCUGGACCUAGGACUACAAUUAUGUUGGGCUACGAGAUCCGUUCCACUUGUGUCCAUGAGAAGAUGCUUGAAAUGUGGAAAAGAAACUUUGAUAUUAAGACUGUCCCAAAAUCCAAGAUGGAUGAAACAUUUCAACAUCCAAGUAUUCAACUCUUCAUUAUGGGAUUCAAAAAUUCAGCAGAGUGCACAGAGAGCUCAGGUCAGACAAGUGUUGAAAAGGUUGAUGUUGAAACUGGUGUGGAGGAUAAAAACAAUGAGGAAAAUGUUAUGGUAGAAGGGUCUGGUCUCGUUGAGGAAAAUGUUGAGGAUCAAAGUAAGAAAACCCCUCAAAAUGCAAAGCUUAGUGAAUGGGAAGCCAGAAGAUAUGGCUCAAUUGCAGCAAGGAUUUUGCGAGAUGUAAAAAUAUCCGGAUUUUGAGGGUUAGUCCGAUUCUAUGGGACAUUUAUUGCCAUAGUAAAUAUAGUAUAUCAUAACGGUCAUAUUCAUAUGCAUAGGCUUCAAGUAUUAGUGUAUCAGUACUCAUAAAUUAUUUGUUUUGGUUAGCUUUGAGAUUUUGAAACUAGACCACUCCCCCCCCCCCCCCCCCCCCCACACCACCCCUCCUCUUUCCCUUUUUUAAAAAAACAAAAGAUGUUUCCAAG